AUGCAUACCUUCCACCACAAUUUCGUCUUAUUGAACUUCUUCGUCCUCGCCGCGUCGUCGGUAUUUGCCGCCCCGUCCCAAUGUCCGACCUACAUCGACACCGUCGUGCCAUCGGGCCAGAACGCAGUCUACGGCAGACGCGAGCCCGGCGAUCCCUUCCUCGCGACGAUGCAGGACGUCCACGACACACUGUCCCGCUGCUCCGGCAUCAAGGGCCUCAAAUUGCGCGUCACGGGGCUGGGCUGCUCCGAGUGGCCCGACAGAUGGAGCUUCCCCUUCGACCUCUCGUCGAGCUCUAACUACCCUUCGAAGCUGGAAUCGCUGGACCUUGAGGGCUACCAGUUCGACGACGCGGACUGGAAAGAGGUAUCGCAGCCGCCGUUCCGCACCGGCUCCAAGUUCUGGGACACUCUCGAGUGGCUCGGAUCGGGGAGGGCGUGGAAGUGGCUCAGAUGGCUGCCGCUGUCCCGGUCGCAGAAGGAGAAGACUAACCUCGAUCUCUGGCUCGAAGCCAUGGACUUUUCGCACAUCAAGGAUCUUGCUCUCAAGCAGGCUUGGAACGGUCAACCGGAAUUGCAGCCUCUUAUCCCGCACCUCAAAUCGCUCCGAUCGCUGAACAUCACUGGGCAAUGGGCCAAGGACUUCAUCCUAGGGCUGCCGGCAGACUCGCUGACGCACCUCGCGUGGCAUUACAGCGGCGAGACGGGCGCCUCCGUCCUCCCUGUCCUGCGCCACCACGCGCGGUCUCUGACGAGCCUCGACUGGCGGGAGCCGGAAAUGGGACAACGGCAGCGGCGGGUCAUGUCGCCCGAGCAGAUCGCCGAGCUGGGUCGCAUGGCCCCGAACCUAAAGACGCUCACUCUCGACGUCAACCGGAACGGGACCUGGCCGAUGGAGCACCUCGAGGCGUUGGCGGCGAGUUUCCCCAAGGUUGCUACCGUGACCGUGUUUUUCGAGAUCGCGAGCGAGUGCCGGCGCCAACUGGAGACUUCCGGACGACCAUACGGGUAUCCUGAGAGGCCGAAGCCGGGCGAAGAAUUGCCGUGCAGCGGCAUCGAGUCCAUGGCGCAGCCCCUGCUGAACAAUGCCAACGCAGUCAAGCUGUUUGAGUUCCUCCGGGAGAAGAAGGUCGGCAAGGCGCUGACCAAGGCCGUCUUCUAUGCCGGAGACUGGUCGCGGGGGUGGGACGGGCCGAUAGCCGAGGAUCAGUGGCUCGAUGGCAGGGCGGCCUUUAUGUUCUGCGAGGCCGUGGACAAAGUGGCCGAGGGCGCUGGGAGCAAGCAGAUUUUGUGUCAGGGGAUAGACACCAAGAUUGCCUCGUCGCGCUGGGGGUCUGGGUACGACGAGAUCCUUGCUGGCGACGACGACGACGACUACAAUCUGGCGUGGGCGACAGACCUAGCCAAGCGCGCCAGGCGGAUGGAGUUGUUAGAUUAG
Messenger RNA from Colletotrichum destructivum, 1437 nucleotides. RefSeq names its product Putative leucine-rich repeat domain superfamily. The transcript has a single exon. The record is from RefSeq and is a predicted model, not a curated record. The coding region runs from base 1 to 1437 and encodes 478 amino acids. NCBI's taxonomy places the organism in Eukaryota, Fungi, Ascomycota, Sordariomycetes, Glomerellales, Glomerellaceae.